Messenger RNA from Sander lucioperca (pikeperch), 1250 nucleotides. RefSeq names its product sperm-associated antigen 16 protein-like. Gene Ontology annotation, biological process: axoneme assembly. NCBI's taxonomy places the organism in Eukaryota, Metazoa, Chordata, Actinopteri, Perciformes, Percidae. The record is from RefSeq and is a predicted model, not a curated record. Gene Ontology annotation, cellular component: axonemal central apparatus. Bases 52 to 894 code for a protein of 280 amino acids. The transcript has 2 exons.
GUCACCACGGCAACAUCAAACUUUCCCCAGCUGCGUGUGUUUAAUGAAACAAUGAGCGCAAAUAACAGAAAUCAAGAAAAGGACGAGAGUGUUCUGGCAGAAAGCGAUGAUGACUUUCAGUAUGAAGAAGUAUCUCUAGAAGAUGACUGGAGUUUGACAGAAGGGGAGGAAGAUUUUGAGGCAACGGUGAAAGCUAUCCAAGACCGGGCAGAGGCCAGUGCUGCUGCUGCUGCUGCUCCUCCCAGCCCCAACGCGACCUCCAUCACACACCAAGCCGAGGCCGUGGAUGACUUCUUACGCAACUUUCUCUUUCAAAUGGGCAUGCCAGAAACCCUUGAUUGUUUUCAGACUGAGUGGACCGAGAUGGUGCUGAAAGGGCUGGUGGAUACAGAACGGGUUGGUGUGGUACCGGACGUGUACACUGAAAACCAGAGUCUGGACAGGGAGCUGAAAAACGCGAAGCGGGAGGGGGAGGAGUACAGACUGGCAGCCUCUGCCGGAGCUGAGACACUGGCCAAGGUCCAGAAAGACAGAGACUUCCACCGGCUAAAACAUAAGCGUGUUGUCCAGGAGAAAAACAGGCUCAUCGAGGAGAUGAGAAAACUCAAAGUACAGUGCAACAACUACAAACCUGCGGUGAAGCGGAUGAAUGAAAAAUACCAAGCAGUUUUAAAGCAGACCAUGCUGAUGACUUUGGAGAUGGACAAGGCCUUUGGACAGGCGACCAGAGCUCAGCACAACAUCUCCUUCUGCGGGCCUGCGGGGGAAGAAGGAGCAGCCUGGACAGGAGAGCCAAGUGGCAAAGGGACAACUCAUCCAGUGAUCCGACCAAGACCUCCUACAUCUGCAAAUAGUCCAAGGAGUCAGACUAGGGUGAAGACCAGAGUGAUGUGACAGGGCCGAGCCGCUGUGACAGCAGUUAGAGUCUUGACAGGCAGAGUAAGGGAGGCUGUUUGUGGGAGGUGAUGUCAGGUCAAAGAGGGGUGACAGAGGUGAGGGAAGACAGCCAACGCCCUGUAUCUGAUCUGAUGGGAAGUGGCAGGACAUGAAGAGAAGCAGCCAAAUUCAGCCUGAAAGCGUGAUCAUAGUGUGAGGUCAGCGGGAACAGGAAUGGACAAGGAGAACCACUCUAGUCAUACUGAGUAGGGUUAGGGAAUACCUUGUCUUGACUGUCAAUCACAAAUAAAUCACACUUCGCAGAGAGUCUGCAGUUGCUACAAUACUUUCUUUACUUUUACGGCACGAUGCAA